Molecule: messenger RNA, 3112 nt
Organism: Pseudogymnoascus destructans
Lineage: Eukaryota; Fungi; Ascomycota; Leotiomycetes; Thelebolales; Thelebolaceae
Exons: 3
Coding region: 567-2399 (610 amino acids)
Biological process (GO): regulation of transcription by RNA polymerase II
Cellular component (GO): nucleus
Molecular function (GO): DNA-binding transcription factor activity, RNA polymerase II-specific; RNA polymerase II transcription regulatory region sequence-specific DNA binding
Source: RefSeq, a predicted model, not a curated record
CUGAAAUAAAAAUAAAAAUAUGAGAAAUGAGAAACAUAUCAACCCUCCCCUCCUCCCCAUCUUUGCUCGAGUCGCUCUUUCUCUCACCACUCACCCUCAACCUCAACCUCAAUAUAAUUUAUACCAUCCCUACCAUCAUCACGACCAUCAUCACGACCACCAUCACUCGCUAUCAGCAGCUUCAACCUACCUCGGCGUCUCCGAAAACACUCUAAUAAUAUAAUACCGACGCGCCGCUCACUCUCGCCCAUCCGUCCCACAGCUUCGAAUUCUUCCCCCGCUGUAAUCUGAGCUCUUCCCAACACCGCUGUCGAUUGUCUCUUCGCUGUCGAUUGUCUCUUCCGCUGUCGAUUGUCUCUUCCGCUGUCGAUUGUCUCUUCCAACUACCACGUACCUGGACUCCAACUCCCGAAACCACCACCUCGAGAAAACACCUCGCCGAACACCAAAACACACAAAACACCAUCCGACGAGAAUAUUCUUUAAUUCCAAUUCCAGCGAGCCUGCGCAGCCUCACCAGCACAGCCUCGCCCACCCGCAGAACACCACCCCAAUAAUAAAUAAUCAUGACGGCCAUUCUCCACAACCAAAACUAUAACCCCGCGCACAAUAUGAACGAGCAAUACGAAGAAGCCGAUUUCCCUCUCUUCACCGACAGUCACAUCUACGCUGCUGAACUCAUCAGCAUGAACAACCUCUCGACCUUCAACAUGGACCCAGCGCUCGUCGCUUACAACUUCCAGCGAUCCACGGUACCACAGGAUCCCUAUGCGAGUCCCAACUUCGCUUCCGAACAGCACUGCAAGACUGAGACAGCGGAAUUCGCCAAGGGAUCACCCACCCUCUACCCUGCCGGGUCCCCUGAACUUCGCUGCCCUCUACCCUCCAACCCCUCCAGUGCCUCCGGACCUUCUGCCGCCUCGUCCGCCAUCGGCUCGCCCUACGCCACCCAUGCGCAGAUCCCUUCCGCCAUCCCCGAGUGGGCCUCCCACCAAGGGCUGGGUCUCGCGCCCACCAUCGCCGGCGAUUACGGCUACGUCAACGACUUCAGCUUUGGCGCGAGUCUCGAGCACGAUUUCGCUUUCGCGGAUAUGGACAAGCCCAUGGGCUUUGUGGAUCCCUCAAUCCUCCACUCCUACACCGGCGCCCCAAUUCCGAGCCCAAUGCCGCAAGAGGAGUUCGUCCAACAGACAAUGUACCCACCACACUCGCCCAGCCCCUCCGAAAUGUCCUCCCGAUCCUCCAAGCGCGUCAAGUCCUCCGCCUCGCCCUACAUGCAAUCCUACGCGCCCUACCCAUACCCCUCGCGCCGCGGCUCCAUCGCCUCCGCCUCCCCCGACUCCCCCGACUCCUCCUCCUCAACCCCACGCACCUACUGCCCCUUCGCCACCUGCGGCAAAUCCUUCAAGGACCUCAAGGCGCACAUGCUCACGCACCAGACGGAGCGCCCCGAGAAAUGCCCCAUCACCACCUGCGAAUACCACAUCAAGGGCUUCGCGCGCAAGUACGACAAGAACCGCCACACCCUCACUCACUACAAGGGCACCAUGGUGUGCGGCUUCUGCCCUGGCUCCGGGUCCGCGGCUGAGAAAUCAUUUAACCGCGCAGACGUCUUCAAACGCCAUCUCACAGGCGUCCACUGCGUCGAGCAGGUCCCGCCUAACUCCCGCCGCAAGACGAGCAAUGGCUCCUCUUCCGGCCCUACUUCGGCAGCUGGUAGCGCCACCACCACCGGCCGCCCCGUCGGCUACGCGCCUGACGCUACGGGACGCUGCAGCACCUGUGGCGCUAUGUUCCCCAGCGCGCAGGACUUCUACGAGCACCUCGACGACUGCGUCCUGCGCCUCGUGCAGCAGGAAGAGCCCGCUGAGGCGAUCAACGCCGAGCGUCUCGCUGAGGUAUCGGGCGAUCGCGCGGUCCUGGAGACGCUCCGCGCGUCGAAUUUACCUACUACCACACCUGAUCAGACAUCCUUCUCCGACGCCGAGGACGGCGAAGACGAUGCUGCGAAUGACGAAGAUGAUGAGAACUCCGCCCGCCCUGCUGGUCGCAAGGGCGCCAAGCGCGGGCUAACCCACUCCAAAGGUGGCGUGGCGCUCACGCACCCCAAGGGCGGUCGCAAGAAGCGCAAGGAUUACCCCUCCAGCUGGGGGUGUCCGGCGGCGCAGAUGAAGAUGAAGAAGCGCGUCCUAUGUGUGUUUGAUGGCGGGAGGAGGCUGUGGAAGGAUGAUAUGAUGUUGGAUGCUGAUUUUGAAGUCCGCGUCCCGCUAGGGCCGGAAGGGGGGGGGAGGUACGUGACGGAUUUGGAUGUACAGACCCUCAGGAGGGCGGGGGGGUUUCAUGGGGCGACGGGGGAGGAGAGGGGGGAGGAUGUGGAUUUGGAGGAGUUGAUGGAGUGAUUUGGGGUUAUGUGUUUAUGAUGUUUAUGCCCGUUAUGUCUUGCGCGUUUGUUGUUUUUUGGGUCCGCGGUGUUUUGUAUGAUGGCGGGACUGGGUUGGAUUUAAGGAAGAGAUACCAUGGGAUGCGUCGGCGUGUCUAGCGGAUGAGAACGGAAAAUAUCGAGGGGGUUAUGAUAUAUGAAAGGAAAGGAAAGGAGGAUCUCGGGGUGAGAUUGAGAUGGGAGAUGGAUAGAGAGAGGGAAGGGGACGAUCUGAUGGUAGAUUAGUUAUGGGAGGCUAUAUUGAGAAUAUAUACACCGAAACUUUUUUGAUCGCUACUACUACUUUUUGUUUCUUAUUGCCUUUUCUUGUGAGCUUCGUCUGAGUGUCCUGAAUAUCUCCAUCACAUAUCAAACUAAAUCUUUCCCUCAACAACACAACACCGCCUUCCACCUACCACACACCUUCACCCCCACCUCCCCCCCGCAGCUUCGGGAUAUUUCAAACCAAAGUACGCUGGUACGCUGAUGGUAAGGUAAGGUAGGUGGGUAGGUAUAUAACCCAGCUGUCGACGCCUUCUGGCCAGCCCACACAGGAACACCCUACCGCAGACCAUGUGAGAGGGCGCUGGUCCACUGGGUGGGCGUGGGUGGGCGUGUUUAGAAGGGGGGGGUUGAUUGUAUGGUGGUGGUGGGGCGGCAGGCAGUUGCCGGGGUUAAUGGUGAGGGGUCGGG